Molecule: messenger RNA, 1490 nt
Organism: Triplophysa dalaica
Lineage: Eukaryota; Metazoa; Chordata; Actinopteri; Cypriniformes; Nemacheilidae
Gene: rap1b
Product: RAP1B, member of RAS oncogene family
Exons: 8
Coding region: 177-731 (184 amino acids)
Biological process (GO): cellular response to cAMP; negative regulation of synaptic vesicle exocytosis; Rap protein signal transduction
Cellular component (GO): plasma membrane
Molecular function (GO): GDP binding; GTPase activity; GTP binding
Source: RefSeq, a predicted model, not a curated record
CCGUUACGCCGAAUUGUAGGCAGAGCGUGCGGUGUCGAAACCGAGGCUGUCACGUCAUGCUCGCAACCUCACCCACCCUCUCAGACGCGAGCAGCUUUUUCACAGGCGCAGACUGACUGACUGACUGGCUGGCUGGAGCUGUAGCGGAUUGCUGUAGUUAACGGACACACUGCACAAUGCGUGAAUACAAGUUAGUAGUCCUUGGAUCAGGAGGUGUCGGCAAGUCUGCGCUGACUGUUCAGUUUGUCCAAGGAAUCUUUGUGGAAAAGUACGACCCCACAAUAGAAGACUCAUACAGAAAGCAAGUGGAAGUGGACGGACAGCAAUGUAUGUUGGAAAUUCUGGAUACCGCCGGAACGGAACAAUUCACAGCCAUGAGGGACCUGUACAUGAAGAACGGCCAGGGCUUUGCACUAGUAUACUCCAUAACAGCACAGUCCACCUUCAAUGACCUGCAGGACCUGAGAGAACAGAUACUGAGGGUCAAAGACACGGAUGACGUGCCGAUGAUCCUGGUGGGUAAUAAGUGCGAUCUGGAAGACGAGAGGGUGGUCGGGAAAGAACAAGGCCAGAAUCUGGCCCGCCAGUGGAACAGCUGCGCUUUCCUGGAGUCUUCUGCAAAGUCCAAGAUUAACGUCAACGAGAUCUUCUAUGACCUGGUCCGGCAAAUCAACAGGAAAACUCCACCACCUGGAAAGCCACGCAAAAAGUCCACCUGCCAGCUGCUCUAAUAAACAGCUGUUCUUUUGCUCUGAGCCAGGUCUGAUUUGCUGCUGUGUCCACAGCAGUGCCAGCAUUCCGACGUUACUAAAACCUAACAUCGAAUGGACUUUCCUGUGUGGUGAUCCCCCUUUAACAAACCAACCAACCAACAAACAAACGGAUUCAAGGCUACAGUGCUAUGUCAGUUUUUUGCACAUCGAUAACAGUCAUCACUUUCCAAUGCCGCACGCAAGAGAUUUUUACAUAUAAUUAUAUAAAUAUAUAUUCUAACUGUGUGCAACUGAGUUAAACGAUUUAAACGAGUAAAUGAAUAAAGUGCUAGACAAAAGAAUUUUAAAACAUACAGAGCCUACACGCAGUGUUAUUGCUAACGGAAACAGCCGCCGUUGUAAAUGUGAGGAGGGAAUGUCUAACAAGGCUGUGCACGUUGCCAUGGCAAUUACAAUGAUAUUUAUAAGCACCACUAUUUUAGCCAGAAAGGAGAGGAAGUCCAAAGAGCUCUAUAUAAACCAUUCUUACAGCUAACUAUCACUCUUUGAUUUCUUUGCAUAAUUUUGUUGAUUUUUUUUGUAACUUUUGCUUUUAUUCUAAACAUUUUCUCCCCUGCCUUUUCUCUUUUAUAAAAUUACUAGAUUUUUUGCUCUAUGGAGAUGUUAUAUUCGCAACAGCUAUUGAUACUGUUUGAGUUUUACCUUAGGAAAAACAACCUGUGGAUACAUUGUUGUAUAUGUAAAAAGUUCAAAAAUAUAAUUUUUCUGUUACUAUCA